Molecule: messenger RNA, 1721 nt
Organism: Musa acuminata subsp. malaccensis (wild Malaysian banana)
Lineage: Eukaryota; Viridiplantae; Streptophyta; Magnoliopsida; Zingiberales; Musaceae
Source: RefSeq, a predicted model, not a curated record
CAACACCGCAAAAAUGAUGGAUCCAACGGUGGAUAACUUAGUAUGGAAGAUAUUUGUAAUUUUACCUUUAUGUAAAAGGAAUUAGUCCAGCAUUAGCGAUGGUGAUGGGUGUGGCACUCACAAAUCCGGAUCGAACCCAAACCCAAUGGGUAUCCAUCUCCUACAAAUCCAUCAGACGGAGACACGUCCAUAAGAAUUCAUGAGCGUUCCAUGCUCUGGAGCAUCGACACUUGGGCCCGAACGCAAACAGAUGGCGUGCAGAAUUCAAAGGAAGUCGAGAAACAUCCCCCCGCCCACUGGAGCAUCGACGCGUGCGGACGACGCCACUUCCCAAGCCCGCGUCGCGGGGGCUGUCGACGACGCUGAUCACGCGUUCUUUCGCCCGUGCACCUCGCUGCAGAAUAAGAGACGCUUCCUCCACAACCAGGGACGGCAACUCUUCUCUUUCUCUCUCGUCGGAGGAAGAGAAGAGGGGAAGGGACUUAGGAUGGCGUGGUGGGAGCGGGUGGUGGUGUUCCCGGCGCGUCGAGUGUGGAUCGGCGUCGCCACCCGUCUCGGCGUCCAAAGGACCGGGCUGAAGAAGCUACGGAAGGAGGUGAGGACGUGCGAGUACGAGGACGUGCGCGUCAUGUGGGAGAUCCUGCGCAAGGCCGACUCCGAGACCGGACGGCGUCCUUCGCCGGCGGGCAGGGCGAUCCAGCGGCGGAGGCGGAGGCGGAGGCGAGGGCACGGCGACAUCUGGCCCUCCCUCUUCGAUUGGGCUCCUUGUUGCCUCUGUCGCAACUUGUGAUUCGGUCCAUCGCGCCGCCGCUCCCCGCCUUCUCUUCUCGGUUGCGUUGGCCGCCUGUACAUAAAGAAACGCUGCUGUCACGUACUACGUACCAUAGAAUGGAGAGAAGAAAGCCCCGCUCCGCUCGCUCGUCUUCUAUGGCUCCCACGCUGUUCAACCUCGAUCAAAGCUAGUCAUGUUCUUAUUUAACGGUGAUGUGGCAAUCGAGUCAAGCGAAGCUGUAACGUAUCGUGUUACGUUAGCAUCCUACAUGGCUCUCUAACCCCACGUGUCGAUAUUUCAGGAGGAUCCAUUUAUUAUUAUUAUUAUUCAAUCAACAAAUAAAGCAAAUCAAUUUUGAAUUAAGUAGGAUUUAAAAUUCCCAAAUCAUCAUCGAUCGGUUGGUUCAGAGAUGGCAUGCCGAGUCUUCUAUCAGGCUUUUACUGGGCUUGUGGUUGGGUUAUGAAGCAGUAGAGCCCAUGUUGUGAAGAGAUGAGAUGUGGUGGAUGCAUUGUAGUAGCUCAAUGCAUCAAGUCAAAAUGUUAAUUUCACAUGAUCGAGAUAGAACCCAUAUGAGGUGGUGGCUCAAUGCAAUCCAUAAGCAUUAGUUCCUGCCACGGAGUCGAUGAUAUUUUUCUUCCCUCUCAAAUUCAACUUGAUAGUGAGUUUUGCAUAGCUUCGAUAGCGUCCUGUUGUUCAUCCAUCCUUAUCAUCACAUCAUUCCUGAUGCAAAUAAUGUCCAAGUGUCCCUCUCUCGACGCUGAUGAAAUUAGCUUGUCAAAAUAGUGAAGUCAGUGCUCGGUUGCACGUUCAUGUUCCCUUCCCCAGCCGCUCGGAUUAAGCUGUCAUUUUCGGUAAGUCUCAUGAGAUGGAUGUCUUCUUCUUCUUCUUUGAUCAAGUAGCACCCACACUCUGAUUUGAAAUAUCUUCAAUCUAUGACCAUCAUCUCAAU